Messenger RNA from Drosophila elegans, 1214 nucleotides. RefSeq names its product extensin. NCBI's taxonomy places the organism in Eukaryota, Metazoa, Arthropoda, Insecta, Diptera, Drosophilidae. The coding region runs from base 30 to 1163 and encodes 377 amino acids. The record is from RefSeq and is a predicted model, not a curated record. The transcript has a single exon.
UUUGCCUCGCGAGGUUAAAUCGUCGCAAAAUGCUGCACUCCACAAGUAGAUCGUUGACUCUGAGCCUGCUGGCGAUGGCUUUCGCUAUGUCCACCUCUGCCCAAAAGGAGGGCGGGUCGAAUACGAUUGCGGCACCGGGUGAGCCCCUCUACUACAUGAUGGCGGACCGGGGACCUUUGGUGGCCCCAAACGAGCCUCUGAAACGAUCGAACCGCUCGCUACUCAAGUGGUGGGAUGACCUCUUUCCCCGCAACAACAACUGCUGCAACAACAAUCUGCUGUACCCACCAGCUCCAGCUUCCCCCGCGGCCGCUGUUGCCAACAACUGCAUUGGCCUCCAGCUCGAGGAUCUGGAUCCCUUCAAACAGCUGAAGCUGUUCAAGAAACUCCCCGAUCUCUUCCCCUCCCCCACUCCCUGUGGCCAGUGUGCCGGAGGCUGUGGUCAGUCGCCGCAGCCCCAGAACAGCUAUGUGGCACCUCCGAGUUCUUCCUACGGCGGUGACGGCUAUGGAGGCUUGCCCAACGGAGGGUAUGUCUCACCCAACCCCGAGUACAAUGGUCCCGGAGAUGGCAAUGCGGGCUACGUGGCACCACCUGCUCCUUCAUACGAAGCCGCUGCCCCACCUGCUCCUUCUUACGAAGCUCCUGCGCCACCUGCUCCUUCUUACGAAGCUCCUGCGCCACCUGCUCCUUCUUAUGAAGCUCCAGCGCCACCUGCUCCUAACUAUGACAACACUCCUGCCCCACUAGCUCCCAGCUACGAUCCGCCGGCACCCAGCUACACCCAGCCUGGAAGCACCUCCGAGGUCUAUGGCAAGUCGCCAGAGUACAGCCAAGCCGCACAGCCGAAUUACGUUGGGUCCCCACCGGCACAAAUCGUUUACCAACCCAUAAUCUACCUGUCUACUCCACUGCCAUCGAAAUCGGCCACUCAGGUGGAAUAUAUCAGCCAGACAGUACCAUCACCACAACCGGCUGCCGUUUACGAAGCUCCUCCGCCAUCUGCACCGCCCACGCCCGCCUAUGCCACGCCCGCCUAUGCCACGCCCUCCUGCCAAACGCCCAUCCGCCUGUCCCUGAUGGAUCAGCCGUUCCGAGUGGCCCCGGAACUUUUCGAGGAAUACAACUAUCGCCUGGCCUUGGGCCCCCAAUAUGUCAUGUAGUUUACGAAACGCUGAUGGUUGACCAAUCUGUAAAUAAAAACUUUAUAAUGA